Camellia sinensis is the source of this 1008-nucleotide messenger RNA. RefSeq lists its product as uncharacterized. The record is from RefSeq and is a predicted model, not a curated record. Lineage: Eukaryota; Viridiplantae; Streptophyta; Magnoliopsida; Ericales; Theaceae.
CCAUUAUAUAACCCCUUUGCAUAUCCAUUCCACUUCCACAUCUACCCUCAAUCGAUUUUUUUCUCUCUACUCGAAACCCUAGUUUUGGGCUUUUCGUAAUUCUCUCUUAUUUUGUUUUAUUAUUAUCUAUUAUGGCUGAAGAGUUGAGUAACAAGAAGCGAGUUCGAGAUGACUCGGACGAGUCCGAGUUCUCCGAGUCGCAUUUGCCUGAGGUGAAGAGACUCAAGGACGAUCUCCUGAGCAAUCUCGACGACUCGGAUCUGUGCUCCACGAUUCCCGAUUUGGAUUCGUUCAUGAAGAGCUUCGAAGAAGAGAUCUCCGCCUCGGCGCCGCCGUCUCCGCCGGUGGCCGUGGUGGAUCUGACGUCAGAUUCCGGCGAGUCUCAGCCGGAACUCGGCUACCUUUUGGAAGCUUCUGACGACGAGCUUGGUCUUCCUCCAUCGGUUACUACCACGUCGUCGAGCGAGGUAAGCGAGUUGGUUCGGAUUUCGUCCGACGAGUCGGACGAACUCAGUGAGCUGUGGCGGUUCGAUGAUCAGAUCCUGAGUUAUGACUCGUUCGAGAUUGGAAUCGCCGGCCAUGAGGAUAACUAUAACGGCAUUAACAACGGCGAGUACGUUGCUUUGGAUGGGUUGUUUGAUUAUUCGGAUCUAGGUUUCGGGUCGUAUGAUGGACCCGUGCCGUUGUAGCGGCCGGAAACGACGCCAGCGCAGUAGUUCACAGUAGUUCUGGCGAACAAUCAUAUAUAUAUAUAUUAAUGAAAAAGCAUAUUGUAAAGUUCUUUUAUUUUUAAUUUUUUUUUUAAUGUUGUUGUAUCAAUUGAAACAAAACAUAUACGUAGGAAUUGAAGAUCAGAAGAAGUCAGAAAUGCAUGUGAAUUUUUUUCAAGAAUCUGAUGGUUUGGACUAUUGCUUGGGACAAAUCAAUUGGUUUUAGAUUUGGUUUUGGACUAAUGCUUUCGGAAGAAUCUGAGGGAAAAAUCUAUUGAAAUCACUCUCUUUUUGUGUU